CUGUUCCGAUUGCCUGCUUUCCUGACUCCACACAGCUUAUCAAAUUGUUAUUACACCGCAGAUGGGAUGCGGCUCAUUUAUUUAAUUCCAUUCACCACAAAGAGCUUUUGAUUUUGAUUUUUUUUUUACGCACAAAAAAGAGGAGGGAAAAUGAAUCAAUGGGUGCAGUAAAAAUAAAAGGAUUGAAGUUGAGGCAAUUAAGAGUGAUUCUGAUGAUUUUAAAUGUGUAACCAAAAAGCUCCUCUGUUUGUGGGAGAGAAUCGAUCCCAUUGAUUGGUAAUAAACUUGAUUGACUGGAGGAGGAGGACGACAGUGGCGCAAUUAGGGGGUGAUUUGGUGCAGAGGCUUGGAGCUGUGAGAUACAUUUGGUUCAUGUGGAACGUUUUGGGUUUGGACUCGGUGAUUUUUUUUUCCUCUAGCACCGAAAAUCCGGAUAGAGAGAGGAGAGGAGAGGAGAGGAGGUGUGCGCGCAUCCGUGGGGUUUAUGCGCAAAGUGCGUAAAGCUGAGAGAAGACUAUGGAUGAAAAUCAGGAUAUUUAGGAGAGAGGGGCGUGAAACUGCUGAGCUCCGCAAGGAAGUUGCCCGAGGCGGACAGGGACCCCGAGGAGUCUGCGGGGGAGGCUGGAGCUUCUCCCUCCGCGCACUGCCGGAUCAAUUUCACAUUUCUGAGGCUCUCCUGAAGAUGUGACUUGCAGAUUACAUGCUCCACUCCUGAACUAGACUUCGACAACUUGACUGCCACAUUUCGACACUAUUUUUGCCCAUUUUUUUGGACUCUUUCUUCUGGAUUAUGAUUCUCUCAUGGGGCUCGGCUAGUUCCAUCCCCGGGGUCCUCCACCCCUCCUUCGUUGUCCAGUAGGACGGCCUAAAUUUCAAUCUUUUGGCUUUGGAAUACCUUCCCGAGCUUCGUCUAACAUCACCUUAGGGUCUUGUUUGCCACCAAUCAUGGAGCCACAGUGGAUCCUAGCUGCCUACCACCGGUCUCCCUCCGUCAUCUUCCUCCUCGUGGCCACUUCCUACACUUGGCUCCUUCCCAUCACCUCCCCUCAGCGGAUCCCCACCGACCCCCAGGCGGCUCCGGAAUAUGCUCACUCCAUCCGGCUGGAUGGCGACAUCAUCCUCGGCGGAUUAUUCCCGGUGCACUCGAGGGGGGACCGCGGCACGCCAUGCGGCGAGCUGAAAAAGGAGAAGGGCAUCCAUCGCUUGGAGGCCAUGAUGUUCGCCAUCGACCUGAUUAACAAGGACCCCGAACUGCUGCCCAACAUCACACUGGGGGCCCGGAUCUUGGAUACCUGCUCCAGGGACACGUACGCUCUGGAGCAGUCCCUCACGUUCGUGCAGGCCUUAAUCGAGAGGGACGGCUCGGACGUCCGCUGCGCUAACGGGGACCCUCCGAUGUUCACCAAGCCGGAUAAAAUCGUAGGGGUGAUUGGAGCCGCCGCCAGCUCGGUGUCCAUCAUGGUGGCCAACAUCCUGCGCCUCUUUAAGAUCCCCCAGAUCAGCUACGCCUCCACGGCCCCUGAGCUCAGCGACAACACUCGCUACGACUUCUUUUCCCGUGUGGUACCACCGGACUCCUACCAGGCCCAGGCCAUGAUGGACAUUGUCACAGCGAUGGAGUGGAACUACGUGUCCACGCUGGCCUCCGAGGGAAACUACGGCGAGAGCGGUGUGGAGGCCUUCAUCCAGAUUUCCAGAGAAACUGGUGGCGUGUGCAUCGCCCAGUCUUUGAAGAUCCCAAGGGAGCCCAGGCCAGGGGAGUUUGACAAGAUCAUCAGACGCCUGCUGGAGACCUCCAAUGCCAGGGCCAUCAUCAUGUUCGCUAAUGAGGACGACAUACGACGAGUUCUGGAUGCAGCUAAAAGGAACAACCAGACAGGCCACUUCCUGUGGGUGGGUUCAGACAGCUGGGGGUCCAAGAUCUCCCCUGUGAUUGGCCAGGAGAGAGUGGCCGAGGGAGCCAUUACGAUUCUUCCCAAACGAGCAUCUGUGGACGCAUUCGACCGGUACUUCCGAAGUCGCUCACUGUCCAACAACAGAAGAAAUGUUUGGUUUGCCGAAUUCUGGGAGGAAAACUUCAACUGUAAGCUGGGGAUGCACGGUAAACGUCCCGGUAGCCUGAAGAAAUGCACAGGUUUAGAAAAAGUCGGCCGUGAUUCCAGCUAUGAACAGGAGGGGAAAGUUCAGUUUGUGAUGGAUGCCGUCUACGCUAUGGCCCACGCUCUGCACCGGAUGCACCGCGAGCUCUGCUUCGGAUACCCAGGACUCUGCCCGAGGAUGGCCAGCAACAUUGACGGCAAAGAGCUGCUGAGCCACAUUCGUGCCGUCAGCUUCAAUGGAAGUGCCGGUACGCCAGUGGUUUUCAACGAGAACGGAGACGCUCCGGGAAGAUACGAUAUCUUCCAGUACCAGAUCACCAACAGAUCUACUGCUGAGUACAGAGUCAUCGGCUCCUGGACCAAUAAACUACACCUCAAAGUGGAGGCCAUGCGUUGGAGGACGGGGGACCCUUCUCUCCCAGCGUCCGUAUGCAGCAUCCCAUGCCGUGCAGGCGAAAGGAAGAAAGUGGUGAAAGGUGUGCCGUGCUGCUGGCACUGCGAACGCUGUGAGGGAUACCACUAUCAGGCUUCAGAGUUCACCUGUGAGCUGUGUCCAUAUGAGAUGCGACCCGAUUCCAACCGGACCGGUUGUGUUCCCAUCCCCAUCAUCAAACUGGAGUGGCACUCCCCCUGGGCCAUCUUCCCCGUCUUCAUCUCCAUGCUGGGCAUCAUCGCCACCUCUUUCGUGAUCGUCACGUUUGUCCGGUACAACGACACGCCCAUCGUACGGGCGUCUGGACGGGAAAUGAGCUACGUACUGCUAACGGGAAUCUUCCUGUGCUACGCCAUCACCUUCCUGAUGAUCGCAACACCGGAUGUGGGCGUUUGUUCGUUCAGACGGAUUUUCUUAGGCCUGGGGAUGUGUUUCAGCUAUGCUGCUCUGCUCACCAAGACCAACAGGAUACAUCGCAUCUUUGAACAAGGGAAGAAGUCUGUAACAGCACCCAGGUUCAUCUCUCCUGCCUCUCAGCUCGUCAUCACCUUCUCCCUGAUCUCCGUUCAGCUGUUGGGUGUCUUUGUCUGGUUCGCCGUGGACCCUCCCCACACCGUCGUGGACUACGGCGAGCAGCGGACCCAGGACCCCAUGUCGGCGCGUGGAGUCCUCAAAUGCGACAUCUCGGACCUGUCCCUUAUCUGCUCCCUGGGUUACUCCAUCCUGCUGAUGGUGACGUGCACGGUUUACGCCAUCAAGACACGAGGAGUGCCUGAAACCUUCAACGAAGCCAAGCCCAUCGGAUUUACCAUGUACACCACCUGCAUCAUCUGGCUGGCGUUCAUACCCAUCUUCUUUGGCACGUCGCAGUCGGCAGAAAGGAUGUAUAUCCAAACUACCACCCUGACCAUCUCUCUCAGCCUGUCUGCCUCGGUGUCUCUGGGGAUGCUCUACAUGCCGAAGGUCUACAUCAUCCUCUUCCAUCCCGAGCAGAACGUGCCCAAACGGAAACGCAGCUUCAAGGCAAUCGUGACAGCAGCCACCAUGUCGGGAAAACUGACCCAGAAGGGAGGAGACCGACCAAAUGGAGAGGUUAAGACCGAACUAUGUGAGAGCAUGGAGACCAACACUUCAUCAACUAAGACGACAUACGUCAGCUACAGCAAUCAUGCCAUCUGAAGGGACCACAGAAGAAGAAGAAGAGGAAGAAGGGGUUUGGACAAUAGAGGGGGCGUGUCUUGGGGGGCGGGGCCAAGAGAGAGAAAGAGCCGUCAUUCGAAGCCGAUUGGCCGAAGAACUGGCGGACACACAGAGCGCCCAAUGGAAUCCAAGCAUGAGACAUUUUGUAUUGUUCCCCAUCAAAACCACAAAAAGGUGGGACCACAUAAACAGCCAAUCAGUGUGCCUGCUUUCCUGCUGCUCACAGCUCAUUGGUCCUACCAUGAACUUACCUGUUUUAAAAAAAAUAAAAGACAAACAUGAAAAAAGUGACAUACCAUAGGACACUGUGGUGGACAGAGUAACUAUUAAAACCUUCAAAAAAAAUGACAAAAAAAUCAUAAAAAUGGAACUAAAAUAACAAAAAAAUCAGAAACUGUGUAGACAUUAUAUCUAAAAGGGCAAAGGUGGGGCUGAAAAAGAGAUUUAACAGAUUACAUUUUAAAAGAUAUUUAAAAAAGAGAAAUGUAAGAGAAAAUCUAUGAGACUCAAACCUGUUUGUUGUUCUUCUCUACUUGUAAGUAUUUUUGUGGUCGUGACGAUUUUUUCAUUCUUGUCUCACCGUUGUCUGAUGGAUCGCCCUUGCAUAAUGAGAUGAGUGUGUUUCCUCCUGCUGUCUUGGCUAACCGGGUUGUAGCCUUGGGUUGUGAACCUGUAAAAUGCCAUGGUUGAAGCAUGCCAGUUUUUAUACAAAAAGGAGAUUUAUUUAUAAUAAAGGAAUGUUUUGCAAAUGUGUA
Messenger RNA from Acanthochromis polyacanthus (spiny chromis), 4487 nucleotides. It is a transcript of the gene grm8a, whose product is annotated as glutamate receptor, metabotropic 8a. The transcript is spliced from 15 exons. Gene Ontology annotation, cellular component: membrane. Lineage: Eukaryota; Metazoa; Chordata; Actinopteri; Pomacentridae. Gene Ontology annotation, molecular function: group III metabotropic glutamate receptor activity. The coding region runs from base 946 to 3711 and encodes 921 amino acids. Gene Ontology annotation, biological process: G protein-coupled glutamate receptor signaling pathway; regulation of synaptic transmission, glutamatergic. The record is from RefSeq and is a predicted model, not a curated record.